Messenger RNA from Acanthamoeba castellanii str. Neff, 2457 nucleotides. Its product is annotated as RhoGAP domain containing protein. Bases 1 to 2457 code for a protein of 818 amino acids. Gene Ontology annotation, molecular function: protein binding. Gene Ontology annotation, cellular component: cytoplasm. Lineage: Eukaryota; Discosea; Longamoebia; Acanthamoebidae. Gene Ontology annotation, biological process: signal transduction; regulation of GTPase activity. The record is from RefSeq and is a predicted model, not a curated record. The transcript is spliced from 14 exons.
AUGUACGUACCAGGCAUCACGAAGAAGAGGGGAAGCAGCGUCAAGGACAGAUCGGCCUCGAUGCCUGCUGGCGGUGUCGGCAAUGUGGCUAGCGAGGCCCUGCUGAGCGCAGCAAGCGAGGCAAAGGAGAGCAAGAAGGAAAAGAAGAACAAAUCGACAAUUGCGAAGCGAAAGAAAUCGGCCAAGGGCUGUGACGCAGGAGGGCUGUCAGCUAGCGCCGAGGCGGGCAAGAUCUCGUCGCAGGACCUGCGCAGCAUCUUCCAAAGCGGCGAGGGCGCGGGGCAGUUCGGCGUCGCUCUCGAGGUGCUCAUGUUCAACCAGCGGCUGAAAUUCCCCACGCUACGCAUCCCCCUGGUUAUCAAGCAAUGCAUCGAGUACCUCCUCAACUCAGGGCUCGAGCUGGAAGGAAUCUUCAGGAUAAGCGCCAACCAGACCGAGCUGAACCACUUCAGGGAGCUAUUCAACAAGUCUGACGGUAUGGAGCUCGUCAUGGACAGGGACGCAUCGGCACGACUUCCCGUCAGCAGAUCAGCUUACGAUCACGGUCGUAGCGAUGAGGUACUGCGCGGCAAGACGGAUGACCCGCACGUGGCCACGGGCUUGCUCAAGCUGUUCCUGCGAGAGCUGCCCCAGCCCCUUCUCACCGAACAGCUCGCCGAUCGUUUCAUCGCUGUCAUGGGUGGUGCCACGUUCGAGGAAAAGGUAAAGGGUCUCCGAGAGUGUCUCUACUGCCUGCCCGAGGUGAACAGAGACACUCUCUAUGCCAUUCUGGCCCUCCUGCACAUAAUCCAGGUCAACAGGACCAUCAACAUGAUGACUUCCGAAAACUUGGCACGAGUCGUGGGUCCCAAUUUCUUGUGGGAACAGGCCAACUCGCAGACCGACGGCAUGGUCUCGCUCAACUUCAUGGCCAGCAUCAACACCCUGGCCCAGUUCAUGAUCGACAACGUGCAUCAGCUGUUCGAAACGCCCACCUCCUCCUUCGAAAUCUCCUCUCUCCCUCCGCCGGCGUUCCUGCUGACCAAGUUCGUGGGUCAUCGUAAGUCGGUGCAAACGAUGGCAACGACGUCCGACCACCGGCUGGUGUGGUCCGGCGACUCGCUGGGUAUCGUGCGUAUCCACUCCGUCGAGGACCGUAUGUUCCUGAAGGAGAUCAACAGCGGCGGCACCAUCUACGCCCUCAAGUGCGUCAACGCCAACAUGUGGCUCGGCACCAGCGAGUCGCUUCAGAUCCGAAAUGCCACGUCUGCCGAUUUGGUCAAGUCGCUCCCCGGUCCCGUCUACGCACUGGCGCACGUGGGUAACACAGUGUGGACCACCGGCGAAGACAAGAUCUCGAUCUGGAACAUCGACGACCCGGAUUCGCCGGAGCUGAUUGGUGAGAAGGAGCUGGCCCGCGGUGUGUUGGUGCUCACGGCCCAGGCCGUGGGCGAACGAAUCUGGACCGCUGACAUCAAUCGCGUCUUGCGAGUCUACGACGCUAAUACCUUCGAGCUGGUCAAAGAGUUCACCGCCCAUUCGAGGAAGAUCAACGGCAUCAUGCCAGUGGGCGAUUCGCACGUGUGGACCGCAUCCGAUGACUACUCGAUCAUCAUCUGGGACGCGCACUCCCUGGAUGAGGUGUACAAGAUUCAGAACGCCCACAGUGGCUACUGCUACGGCCUGGCCGACUUUGGUUCCGUGGUGUGGACCUUCGGCUGGGACAAGCGCAUCUGCCUGUGGGACACCAAGACAUUCAAAAACCUGGGCGAGCUGCCGCCGUACCACGGCGACGCCAUCAGGCAGGUGGUCGAGGUGUGGGACCACAAGACGACCAGCUGGCAGGCCUGGUCGUGCUCGUUCGACAAAACGCUGGCGGUGUGGGGCCUGCCCAAGUGCGACCGCCCGAAGCCGGCCUCGUCGCUCACCCUCUCCGCCUUCCACUCCGGCCCACCCGUCGUUCUCGUCGACUACGAGAACCUCGUCUUCGACGUUGCUGCUGGCCUCCAGUCAUCAUCGAGCGACCCGUCGACACCAGCCGUGCCGGCCCCGGCGUCACCGGUCGUGCCGUCCAUCAUGGUCGAGCCGAGUGGCGACAGCGACGACCCGCUCCCGGGCGCCGUGGAAGCGCUCCGCGAGAUGGUGGAGGAGGGCCUCGACGUGUAUUUGUGGCUGGGCAACGACGUCUACGUGCUUGCGCAGCGCCUCCAAUGGGUGACGACUCACCUCGGCGCCGACUGGCUACGACGGCUGAUCCUUGCGCCGGAGAAGUCCCUCAUAUCGGCCACGGUGGUCAUCGAAAACGCGGCGUCGGCGACCGACGCCAAGGUCAAGAAGCUGCCCUGGCGGCAGGUCAUCUUCCACCGAUGCAAGGAGGGUCCCGGCACGCCACGAGUGGAGGUGGGCUCACAGCGGCAGGUCAACACGAGCAAGAAGAAGAUGACCGGCUGGUACGACUGGCGAGGCGUUCUCCUCUGA